Messenger RNA from Papaver somniferum (opium poppy), 937 nucleotides. RefSeq names its product 30S ribosomal protein S6 alpha, chloroplastic-like. NCBI's taxonomy places the organism in Eukaryota, Viridiplantae, Streptophyta, Magnoliopsida, Ranunculales, Papaveraceae. The record is from RefSeq and is a predicted model, not a curated record. The transcript has 2 exons. Gene Ontology annotation, cellular component: ribosome. Bases 88 to 711 code for a protein of 207 amino acids. Gene Ontology annotation, biological process: translation. Gene Ontology annotation, molecular function: small ribosomal subunit rRNA binding; structural constituent of ribosome.
CUUUCUAGCCUUCUUCUUCUACUUCAUUUUCUCACUUCUUCGAAGAAAUAUCCAGUGAAGCUUCAAACCCUUUGAUUCCAUUCAGCAAUGGCAACAUCAUCACUUUCAUUAGCUUCCACUUCCUUCUCAUCCCCUAAAUUUCUCUCAACUUCUUCAUCAUCUCUCGUGUCAUUCACACCUCAACUUCUCUUUCAAAACAAAUCUUCUAAUUUCAACAAAGUUGAGAUUCUGAGAAGAACCCAUGAAAGCUUAUCAGUUAAAGCAUUAACCUUAGAUUUUUCAGGUUCAUUCUUUGAAGGAGGUGUUGGAGAAGAUGAUGAAUCACCAUCAUCUGGUGGUAUUUUAGGUGCUACUGAAGAGAAAGAAGAACCUCAAUGUCCACCUGGUUUGAGACAAUACGAAACUAUGGCUGUUUUGAGACCUGAUAUGACCGAAGAUGAACGUCUUACUCUUACCCAGAAGUAUGAAGAGUUGAUUGUUGCUGGUGGUGGAAUGUAUGUCGAGGUAUUUAACAGAGGAGUGAUUCCGCUUGCAUACAGCAUCAAAAAGAAGAACAAGGCAGGAGAAACCAACACCUAUUUGGAUGGUAUCUAUCUACUUUUUACCUAUUUUACCAAACCAGAGUCCAUAACUGCUCUGGAGGCCCGCCUCAUUAGAGAUGAUGACGUUAUCCGAUCAUCCAGCUUCAAGAUCAGAAAGAGGAAGUACUAGAAUCUGGAUUUCCUUUUACACAUUCAUCUUUGAAAGAAAAGGUAACUUUAAUGUACUUAUGAGCGUUAAUGAUGUUUGUUUGUUUUCCUUCGGAUUAGUGAAAUCAUAUUUUGUUGUUAUGUAGUUAAAUUCAUGAGUAAUGACAGUCGAAGAUAUCUUUCCAACAGCAUGAUAUAGUUCUAGACUUCUAGUUUCUAAAGAAACAAAACUUUUAUUGUUUAUAGGA